Messenger RNA from Ziziphus jujuba (common jujube), 1086 nucleotides. Its product is annotated as receptor-like protein 33. The record is from RefSeq and is a predicted model, not a curated record. The coding region runs from base 1 to 1086 and encodes 361 amino acids. The transcript has a single exon. Lineage: Eukaryota; Viridiplantae; Streptophyta; Magnoliopsida; Rosales; Rhamnaceae. Gene Ontology annotation, molecular function: protein binding.
AUGAGGAACAGCUCUAUUCAUGGUAUUAUUCCACCUGUAUGUGAUCGUGGAUGCAAAUUGAAGAUGAUUGAUCUAAGCCAAAAUCAAUUCGAAGGGCCUUUACCACGGUUUCUGUCUAAUUGUACGAUGCUUGAGUUCAUCAAUCUAGGGGACAACAGACUGAAUGAUGUUUUUCCUUCUUGGUAUGGAACUCUUCCAGAGCUAAGAGUUCUUGUAUUAAGAUCAAAUCGUCUCUACGGAGUUAUAAAGAAGCUUGGUUCCAAUUAUGAGUUCCCCAAUUUGCGCAUCGCGGAUCUCUCUGACAACAGUUUCACUGGUAUUUUGCCAUCUGGAUACUUCAAAAUAUGGAAUUCCAUGAAAGGUAUUAAUGCUACUAAUUCAUCAUACAUUAUGGAAAGCUCAAAUAUCCAUUCAAAGCAAGUUCAUUGGAAUUUUGGAUUUAAUUACUCGGUCACCAUAACAAACAAAGGUACAAUCAUGGACUAUAAAAAGAUCCGAGAAAAUUUUGGAUUGAUUGAUCUUUCCAGAAAUAAAUUUGAAGGAGGGAUUCCAGAAUGCAUUGGGAACUUAUCUGGGAUUCAUGCUCUCAACCUUUCCCACAACAAUUUAAGUGGUUGCAUCCCAUCAUCCUUGGGGAACAUAAGAGAACUUGAGUCAUUGGAUCUUUCACAAAACAAGCUCUCAGGGGAGAUUCCUCAACAACUCGCACAACUUACAUUUCUUUCGGUCUUCAACGUCUCUCAUAACUUUCUAGGGGGACCUAUUCCAACUGGUCACCAGUUUGAUACAUUUGAAAUCAAUUCAUAUGAGGGAAAUUUGGAGUUAUGUGGUGAUCCAUUGCCAAACAAGUGUAACAAUUCUGAUACCUCCUCCCACCCACCAAAUUCACCGAAUCCUGAAGAAGAUCAAGAUUCAAGGAGUCUAUUUGAAUUGGAUUGGAAAUUUGUUGUGAUUGGUUAUUGUAGUGGAGCAGUGGUCGGAAUGAUUAUUGGGCAUUUUGUCAUAAAAAAGAAUCCCUUCUGGUUUUUCAUGACUUUUGGCUUGAGGCAACACAAUGGAAGGAGGAGGAGAAGGAGGAGGACAUAA